This is a messenger RNA of Diaporthe batatas, 2055 nucleotides long. RefSeq lists its product as uncharacterized. The record is from RefSeq and is a predicted model, not a curated record. Bases 1 to 1842 code for a protein of 613 amino acids. Gene Ontology annotation, molecular function: starch binding; calcium ion binding; alpha-amylase activity. The transcript has 4 exons. Gene Ontology annotation, biological process: carbohydrate catabolic process. NCBI's taxonomy places the organism in Eukaryota, Fungi, Ascomycota, Sordariomycetes, Diaporthales, Diaporthaceae.
AUGAUUCUCGAGUCUCUCUUCCCCUUUCUUGUUGCAGCUGUCUUCGUUGUGCCGGUCGCAUCCCUCACCCCCGCGGGAUGGAGGGCACAGAGCAUCUAUCAGGUCAUGACUGACCGAUUUGCCCGAACCGACUUGUCGACCACCGCGUCUUGUGAUUCCUCUCGUGGGGUCUACUGUGGUGGAACGUGGAGGGGUCUGAUCAGCAAGCUUGAUUACAUCCAGGGGAUGGGCUUCACAGCGAUAUGGAUUUCGCCGUUUGUUGAGCAGAUGUCUGGUGCCACUACGGACGGUUCCUCGUACCAUGGCUACUGGGCACAAGACAUAUACGCUGUCAACUCAGCCUUCGGCACAUCUGACGACCUGGUCUCGCUGUCUGAUGCCCUCCACAGACGUGGGAUGUACCUGAUGCUGGACGUCGUCACAAACCACUAUGCCUGGAACGGCUGUAGCAGCUGUGUCGACUACAGCACAUUUGUGCCCUUCAACUCCAAUUCUUAUUUCCACAGCCCGUGCUCCAUCGACUACAACAAUCAGACUUCCAUCCAGGUAUGCUGGCAAGGAAGCGAAGUGGUGUCGCUCCCGGACCUGCGCACUGAGGAUAGCUAUGUCUCGAAUACCCUCAAUAGCUGGAUCAGGGACGUCGUAUCGACUUACGGUAUCGACGGUAUCCGGCUUGAUAGCGCCAAGCACGUUGACAGCAACCACUUGUCCAGCUUUGAGGACGCAUCAGGGGUCUACAUCGUCGGCGAAGUGUUCAACGGAGACCCGGAUUAUGUCAUGCCUUACCAGCAGUACCUCAGUGGGUUGGUGAACUACCCUGCCUUCUACUGGGUCACUCGGGCCUUUUCGUCGACCUCUGGCAGCAUAUCAGACCUCGCCAAUGGCAUCAACACCAUGAAGGAUCAGGCCGCCGAUCUGAGUCUGUAUGGCUCGUUCCUGGAGAACCACGAUAAUGCCCGCUUCCCCUCGCUCACCCGCGACAUGAGCCUUGCCAAGAGCGCGAUCGCGUUCACGGUCCUCAUGGAUGGCAUCCCGAUCAUUUAUGAGGGCCAGGAACAGCACUAUGCAGGCGGGGACACCCCGAACAACCGAGAAGCCAUCUGGCUAUCUGGCUAUGAUACCUCCUCAGAGCUGUACAAGUGGAUCGCCAAGCUGAAUGCCAUCCGCAAGCUGGCCAUAUCGAAGGACCCGACCUACCUGGACUACUCGGCGUGGCCCGUCUACACGGACAGCCACACCAUCGGCAUGCGUAAGGGGUACGCCGGCAAGCAGGUCGUCGGCGUGUACAGCAAUGUCGGUUCUGCGGCAAGCACGACCAUAACGCUCACUGGUGCGAACACCGGAUUCACUUCUGGCCAGGCCCUGACGGACGUGAUGAGCUGCACUUCUUUCACCGCCGGCACGAAUGGGAAUCUUGCCGUGACUAUCAGCGGCGGUGUUCCGAGGGUAUUUUACCCGACAGCGCAGAUCAAUGGGAGCGGGAUAUGUGGAGGAGGAUCAACUCCACCAACAACCACGACAACGGCGCCGGGAUGCACCGCCACUUCUGUCCCCGUCACCUUCAACGAGCUCGUGACGACCAACGUCGGGACGACGGUCAAGAUAGUCGGCAACGUCGCAGCCCUAGGAAACUGGGAUACCAGCAAGGCCGUGGCGCUGAGCGCCUCCAAGUACACCGCUGCGAGCCCGCUGUGGGAUGGUACCGUCAACCUCGCCCCGGGCACCGUCAACUACAAGUUCAUCAAGGUCGCUGGGUCUUCUGUCACUUGGGAGGCUGACCCGGAUCACACCCUGACAGUGCCAUGCACUGCUACUACUGUCUCUUCAAGCUGGCAGGCGUGAGCUGUAAGAUCGAGCUGGAUCACUAUCCCCUGGGGAGGGUUUCACUUGGGGGCUGAUAUAGUGACAUGUGCUCUUCUGGUGUUGUCUCCUUGUGUCUGCAUGAACUACGAUCAUAGACAGUAAUGAUAUACAGACGUUGUGCCGUACCAAAUCACACUACUGAGCCCAAUUUCUUUCCUCUGUCCUUUCCUCUCGUGCUGGAGCACCUGACUG